Messenger RNA from Homalodisca vitripennis (glassy-winged sharpshooter), 1374 nucleotides. RefSeq lists its product as uncharacterized. Bases 331 to 1215 code for a protein of 294 amino acids. The transcript has a single exon. Gene Ontology annotation, molecular function: acyltransferase activity, transferring groups other than amino-acyl groups. Lineage: Eukaryota; Metazoa; Arthropoda; Insecta; Hemiptera; Cicadellidae. The record is from RefSeq and is a predicted model, not a curated record.
AAAAGUGAGGAGGGCUUAGAACAGAUCUGAUUAUUUGCCGUCAGGCCUGCCACUUGAGAUAAGAUAUGUGUAUUGAUGUAAGGUUACACAAUGUAUUUGUAACAAAAAGAGCCGUAUUGUUCAGCCUUUAUUUUUCUAAGUAAUGUUUUUGGGUUUAUAGAAACUCUAUUGAAUAAAUGAUUAGAUCAGCUAUUAUAUAUUUGUAAAUGAUCGAACCAUUUUACUAACACAAGGUCCACAUUCCUGAAGCGAACAAAAAGUGAAUUGCAAAAGCAGGGGUAUCUAGUAUAAAAAAUAUACAACUACAACGUGUUCUCAGAUUUAUACUACAUGGAAGAAGAUCCUUUCAAGGAAAUCGCUGAUGAAAAUAUCCAAAAAGUUUUGGAAGUGUUGAAGAAAAACUUUCCUCGUCAUUUUCUUCUUCAUCAGUACGUAAUGAUCAUGAGUAAUCAGAAGAAUAACUCACAAAUCAAACAGUACCUCUACCGACAUGGGGAUUUAGAGCAUGGGGUUUACCUAGUUCAAACUGUAUUUGAAAUAGAUCCAGAGGAAUUGAGUCUCUUCUUUAUUUACACAACAUCAAACGAUCUGACAGUUUUAAACGCUGUACUUUCGAAGACAUCCAAGAUUCCCUGGCGCGGUAAAGGUUUCAUUUUCGAAGUGACGAUGGACAGGUUUACUCCAAUCAUUGGUAAGGCUUUUGUUGCAAAAGGGUUGCGAUGUAUAGUCCAGCAUUACUCUCUCAUGUGGCUGCCUCCUAGCGUUAAAGUAAGCGUACCAGACGUUCCAUCAGGAACAUCUUUAAGACCUUUGACUGAAAAACACGCCACCGAGGUGGCGAAGAACUGGCCGUAUUUUCCUGGAUCAGAGAAGUUCUUGGGAUUAGAAAUUUCGUCCUACCUUGGGCUCGGAAUCUUCAGGAAAAGUGAUGACAAAUUAUUGUGUUCCGCUCUAACUUAUCAUUCCGGAGGUGUUUUCAUGUUGUACACUGAACCAGAAGUUAGACGUAGAGGUUAUGGUGAUUUAAUUAUAAGGCACAUCGUCAAGGAGAUCCGUCAACGAGGCUGGACACCCUUCUGUACGGUAUUCCCAAAUAAUACACCGUCGCUGAAUUUGGUAGGAAGAAUUGGUUUUGUAGAAUUUGACAAGGCUGAUUAUAUUUUCCCACUCCAAUUUUUCAAACAAGUUUCAGAUAACCCAUUAAAACAAAGUUGAUCUACCAACACGAUGAUUAACGGUCUUUACAGAAAGUCAAGCUCCGUUAAUUUGGUAAGUGUAAAUUAAAGGACUAUUUGGGCAAGAAGGAAAGCUGGACAUAAGUUGCUUUUAUUUUUGAAUUGUAAACGGCAGAAAAUUACAUUAUGGUUGUGUCUA